AUGGACUUGGAAGAUAUACGUGUCGGGAUGGUCCGCACCGAGCUUCGUCUUGCUCGUCUCCAUGACCUGCACGUCGAGCGGCUCUGCCUCUUCCCAUCGGCCCUGGUCCCUAUACGUCGACCCCAGAUUGGCCAUGCUCGUCAGCGUCGAGGGAUGGUCCGCACCGAGCUUCGUCUUGCUCGUCUCUAUGACCUGCACAAAGAGCUGCUCUGCCUCUUCCCAUCGGCCCUGCGUGUCGGGAUGGUCGACCCCCAGCUUCGUCUUGCUCGUCUCUAUGACCUGCACAAAGAGCUGCUCCGCCUCUUCCCAUCGGCCUUGGUUCCAGAACGUCGAUGCCAGAUUGGCCAUGCUCGUCAGCGUGUCGGGAUGGUCUACACCGAGCUUCGUCUUGCUCGUCUCCAUGACCUGCACGUCAAGCUGCUCCGCUUCUUCCCAUCGGCCCUGGUGCCUAUACGUCGACGCCAGAUUGGCCAUACUCGUCAGCGUGUUAGGAUGAUCUACACCGAGCUUCGUCUUGCUCGUCUCCAGGACCUGCACAAAGAGCUUCUCCGCCUCUUUCCAUCGGCCCUGGUUCCAGAACGUCGACGCUAG
Penicillium subrubescens is the source of this 591-nucleotide messenger RNA. RefSeq lists its product as uncharacterized. The transcript has 3 exons. NCBI's taxonomy places the organism in Eukaryota, Fungi, Ascomycota, Eurotiomycetes, Eurotiales, Aspergillaceae. The record is from RefSeq and is a predicted model, not a curated record. Bases 1 to 591 code for a protein of 196 amino acids.